AUGAACGCGACACCCGCCGGCCAGUGGUCAAACUACGCCACAUACGCUAUCCUUCGAAUAUGUUGCGAGCGUCGAGGAUUACAGGUGCUCCCGGUCGAGGUCACGAACCAGAUUCACGACAUCAACAACUCGCGACCAGACAGACAGCAGCUUCCCACCAUCACCCACGCAGGAGCACCUCCAGUGCCAAUCGGCUCGAGAGGUGAUCCUUACAAGCCUCCGCCUGGAGACACCUUCACCAAGAAGUUGCCCAUCGAGAUUCGCAAACAGAUACUUACGGCCUGGCUCCCAGCUAAGGAUGUUGCCGUCAAGCCGCUAUGUAGCUCAGACCCACCCCUGUCCAAAGACGCGAAGCGCAAAGCCAAGCGCAACAAGACGAGCGACAUGAUGACGGUAUGCAAGAAGAUCAAGGAUGAGAUGGUAACAUGCUGCUAUGAGGAACGCACAUUCGCUAUUCAUGUUCACGAAGGCCUCAACACGGGCGGAGUAGAGGCAUUUGAUGCUGGACGUCAACCUCUUCAGUACCAUUCGAAUUCACACGUCGACGAUCGCUUCCCUCGAUUUGGCGACGAGGAUGAGUUCGGAUUCAAGAAGCUUAAGAAGAUUGAGAUCACCUUCUUCCCAACAGCAGAGGACACUCACUUCACGACCAUCAACACAUACUACAUGUGCAAGGCACUGGCUGGUCUUCUCGAGCGAAGUGGUGGGAAGGAGGAUCGCAUUGUAUCGAUCAUGUUCAAAUUCGCCAAGGGACAAUCGACAACAGACAAUAGUGACCGACGCAGUAUCAUCGCAAGAGAAACCCGUUGGUGGGACUCUGAUAACGACAAGCCACGCUCGACAGCACUCGGACACAUGAGCGACAUCGAGCUUGUCUUGCGGCCGUUCUCCAUCUUCGACAACAUACACAACGUCGAUGUCGAGCUUCCGCCUGGAGCGGAUUCCCACCCCGAUACCAUGCAGUUCGUUUUGACUCUGAUCAACAGGAUGACGGGAAGUACAUUGUUGGGAGACUCUUCUGAUACCUUUGGCAUCCACGACCAUGCGGAAGCGUACAUGGAAUGCAAGCGGGAGCAGCUCCAGACCGAGAUUUUCGAGCAGAAGCACGGCAACAAAGCGAACAGAGUGCCCGACAUCAGUGAGAAGGAGUUCACAGAAGACGAUGGCCUCGAGGAUGACAAUAGCCUCGAGGAUGACGAGGAGCUACCGAGCAGACCUGCACGCAAAGUACGCGGGACCUCGGAGAAUAGAUGGCCGAUGCCUCAGCUUGGAAACUCUCUGCAUGGCGAUAGCGACGAAGAGGGUCUCAUGAUGAGUGCCUAUUCAGGAUGGGACUCAUGGAAGCCGCGAACAGCAACGACAAGGCUGCCAAUCAAGCGGAAGAGGAGAGUCGUGUCAGAAGGUGGGCGUCAUCUUGGCUCCUCCACUGGCUCCACCACGUUGCGCGAUGCUGGGCGGUUACCGCUUUUCGGCUUUGGCAUGAACGAGAUCACAUCAUUGCCCGCGCUUGACGGUUCAGCCUCCGAGGGAAAUGCAUGGCAGAGUAUACCACCAAGCUACUUCAUGGGCGCGGUUGCCUCGGCGUCCACGACACCAAAUGCUGCGACGAAUCGCCCCCGCAAGCUUCGAGGUGAGAGGCCGGCUCAAAGUCGCCAACCUCCGUCUGCAGGUAUGUCGGUGGAGCGAGCGCAAGGCGUGGCUACAACCAUGGAUGAGCAGCUUGCAGCGAUGAACCAGUUUCGUAAGGAUACUGGCGUCGGAACGGAACUUGCUCGGGGCUGGCUCAAGAGUGCUGGAUGGUCUCUGACAGAGGCGCUUGCCCGACACAAGGCUGAACAAGCACUCUCAUCGAACCUUUCCACACACUCUCGUGGCUCGACGUCGUCGGUAGAGGGGGCACCGUCUCGCUACUGCGACGAUGCCCAGGCCGAGCAAGCUUCGAGCGAGGACACAGUUAUGGCUGAUGCAGCUUCUGCCAUGCCAGAAGACGCGGUACUACACCAGCCUCGUCCAGGAUCGUCGUCUUCUCAGGAAGCAGCGUCGGCAGCCGGUCCUUCGCAAGCUGUGCGCACUGUAGAGGCUGCUGACGGGAAAGACAGCAUGGAAGGCAUCGAGAGCGUAGGCGGAGCACUGGACGAGGGAUCGACACCCAAUAUGGCCCUCUAG
Messenger RNA from Fulvia fulva, 2166 nucleotides. RefSeq lists its product as uncharacterized. The record is from RefSeq and is a predicted model, not a curated record. Bases 1 to 2166 code for a protein of 721 amino acids. NCBI's taxonomy places the organism in Eukaryota, Fungi, Ascomycota, Dothideomycetes, Mycosphaerellales, Mycosphaerellaceae. The transcript has a single exon.